AUGGAUGAUAUUGUCCAAACACGGAAGGUUAGAAUGAAGAUGUGGGACACCAGCAAGGAAAAAGUGUGCGAGUUGCAACCUUUGGACGAAACUGGGACCGUGCAGAGUUACAUCAACAAUGUUGCUAAUAGGUUUUUGGACUUUGUAUGUACAACUCUCGCACCUAUUCCUAGAACAAAAAAGGCAUUGUCCGGCAUCGUAUGCAUCAGCACAGACCGGAUCUCGCAUUCGCUUUCGACAUCAGCUACGGAGAUCAACCCGUGUGAGAAGGAGCAGAAGCAUAAAGAUAAACCAAGCAUAUCGCGACGACGAGGUCAUUUGAAGGACAACAGAUCCAACAGCUUCGACAUAUCCAUCCUCCAGGAGAAGCUUAGCUCCAUAAAGGCCAUAUCGAUCCCCACACCUUCCAACUGGUUCACGAAGAGACACCAGCCCACGAAGAGUGAUAUAACUAAUAAAGCAUUCCUGUUGAUAAUGCAAACUACAAAAGAAAAAUAUUCGUCAAAAAUAAAAGCUUCAGCUGCAGACCAUGGUAAACAAUACAACAAUGUGAUUGGAAAUAAGAAAAAUGAUGCAGUGAGCGUCAGGGCAAAAACAAAGCCUAGAAUCGAUUCAAACACAGAACAGUUGAAUAUUUAG
Acanthoscelides obtectus is the source of this 639-nucleotide messenger RNA. NCBI's taxonomy places the organism in Eukaryota, Metazoa, Arthropoda, Insecta, Coleoptera, Chrysomelidae. The record is from the annotation of a GenBank genome assembly.